AUGUUUGCCCGCGAAGAACCGCUUGCUGAGGUCAUGAACAAGUUUUGGGAGACUGAAGAUGUCCAAAUAAAUGCGAAACUCUUAUCACCUGAAGAUGAACUCUGUGAACAGCUCUAUGAGUCCACUACCUACCGCAAUGAUGAAGGCAGAUAUGUAGUCGCACUCCCCUUCAAGCCUAGCGCGCCUGUUCUUGUUUCAAACCGCAAGCAAGCUUAUCGAAGUCACCUUGGAUUAUUAAAACGCUUGGAAAAUUCUUCGGAACUAAAGAAGAAAUACGACAACUUCAUGACAGAAUAUCAUGAGCUUGGCCAUUUGGAACUUGCCAAAUCCGCUUCUGACUAUGUGAUUCCACACCAUGCAGUUUUUAAAAAUAAGGACCCCACUCAGAAAAUCAGGGUGGUGUUUAAUGCUUCCAGCAAGGAUACCAAUGGGCAUUCACUAAAUGAGAAUUUGUUACCAGGGCCAAAACUGCAGUCCAAUAUUAUUCAAGUAUUGACCAAAUUCCGCACUUACAAGUACAUUGUCCUUUCUGAUUGCAAGCAGAUGUAUCGCCAGAUUUUGUUAAGGCCUGAAGACUGCCGUCACCAACAUGUUUUUUGGAAACCUAAUUAUCAUGAACCUGCAAAAGAAUUUGAACUUAAAACCGUAACCUAUGGGCUUACUUCCAGUGCUAUUUAG
Nilaparvata lugens (brown planthopper) is the source of this 678-nucleotide messenger RNA. RefSeq lists its product as uncharacterized. The record is from RefSeq and is a predicted model, not a curated record. Lineage: Eukaryota; Metazoa; Arthropoda; Insecta; Hemiptera; Delphacidae. The transcript has a single exon. Bases 1 to 678 code for a protein of 225 amino acids.